Molecule: messenger RNA, 324 nt
Organism: Prunus armeniaca (apricot)
Lineage: Eukaryota; Viridiplantae; Streptophyta; Magnoliopsida; Rosales; Rosaceae
Source: the annotation of a GenBank genome assembly
AUGACAACUUGUUUCUGCCUUCCCAAAACUAAUCCAGAAGAGACUUCCGUAAGCAAAAGAAAUGAUCGAGAGCCUUCUUCUAACACUAAUUCUAAUAAUUCCAAAGGAAAAGGAUCCAAAGCUUUCAACUUUCGAGGGAACGAAAUCUGCGACAACAAAGGUGAAACUGUCGGAGUAUUUAAUUUCGGCAACAAGAAGACCGCGGGCUCCACUGACAAGCAGGAUGGCGGCUCCAAUCUUGUUUUCAACUUUGAAGAUAUUAAAAUUCAGAGGAACCAGGCCAAGAAAAUUGUCGGAUUUUGUGACUUCGGCAACGAGUAUUGA